GCAUAAUCGCCCUGUGGCUGCGAUGCUGAGACGAAGUCGCAUUCUUCGUUCGUUCCCGGAGAUUAACAGCCCACAGGUGCUGGAAGGGCUGCGCAGGGAAUUCGAACGCUAUGAGCGCGCCCUCUGCAGCAACGAUGUGAAGGAAUUGGACGAGUUAUUUCACCAGAGUCCAGAGACAAUUCGCUACGGAGUCUCCGAGAAUCUGUAUGGUUAUGAGGCCAUCAAAGCAUUCCGUGGCUCACGGUCCCCACCUGGCGAUCGAAAGAUUCUGCGAUCUGCAGUUACGACUUAUGGGAGCGACUUUGGAGACUCUCGGCAUUGGUCACCAAUAUGGAAUUCCAGCGCUAUGGAAGCAAUAAGAUUGGACGACAAUCCCAGACAUGGCUGAGAACGCCAGAUGGGUGGAAGGUGAUUUCCGCUCAUGUGUCCCUGAUGGAAUGAGACACACAGUGAACAACUGAACCUCUUGAGAUCUAGAACUUCCCAUUCCAAAGCGAAUGGGCGGCGUGGCGUGAAGGACAAUAGAGAUGCACCAACUUGUUGAUGAAUCUAGGGCAAUCUCGGCGUUCAAA
Messenger RNA from Cladocopium goreaui, 572 nucleotides. NCBI's taxonomy places the organism in Eukaryota, Dinophyceae, Suessiales, Symbiodiniaceae. The record is from the annotation of a GenBank genome assembly.